AUGCAAGUGGUGGAGAACUUCCCGUACCUGGGCAGUACCCUCUCCCGGAACACCAAGAUCGAUGAAGAAGUCGCCAACAGGAUCUCGAAAGCCAGUCACGCCUUCGGUCGCCUCCGAAGCAGAGUUUGGAAUCGCCAUGGUCAUCAACUGAGCACAAAGCUGAAGAUGUACAAGGCCGUCAUCCUGCCGACGCUACUUAACGGAGCAGAGACGUGGACGGUGUACACGAGGCAGGCACGCCGACUGAAUCACUUCCACCUCAGUUGUCUCCGUCGCAUCCUGAGGCUGAACUGGCAGGAUCGCAUCCCCGACACUGAUGUGUUAGAACGUACGGAAAUGCUCAGCAUCUACUCCAUGUUGAGACAAAUGCAGCUUCGCUGGAGCGGCCACCUGGUGCGCAUGGACGACGAGCGACUACCCAAACGACUCUUCUACGGAGACGUCGCGACGGGUUCUCGCCGUGAAGGAAGACAAAAUCGCCGUUACAAGCAUACUCUGAAGUCCUACCUGAAGCGUCUGCAAAUCAACCCGACCAACUGGGAAGAGCUCGCCUGCGAUCGUCCGACAUGGAGGAGAACAGUGAAGACAGGCGCUGCUAUCUACGAAGCCAACCGCAUCGCCGCCGCCAAAGUGAAACGCGAAGCCCGCAAAUCACAACUUCGCCCAGUACGCAACGCCGCUGCACAACCGAUCCCUACGUGUCCUCGAUGUCAACGGACAUUCCGGGCUCGAAUCGGACUUGUUGGACAUCUUCGGAUCAACUGCGCCUCUCGAACUGAUCCAACCAUCGUCCUCCCGCCCGCCUCUUCCUCGUCCUCUCUGCCGCCAACUAACUCUGACAACUCUUCUGUACCACAACCACUUCCAUCCUCCUCCUCCUCCUCCUCCUCAUCCCCCACUGCCCCAGCGGCGGCCGCUCAGGCGGCCGUCUUGCACAUCAACCCCGACACAACAACCGACACCACCCCCACCUCUCCCGAUUCCAGUGAUGAGGAUCAGGACUAUACCUGCCCUCACUGCGAUCGCACAUUCACUUCACGCAUCGGCCUGGUCGGUCACUUGCGAAUCCAUCGCACAGAGACUGGCGAACCAGCGCAUGGAGCACCAACCAACACCCACCGCACUCGCCUCCACUGCCCACACUGCCCUCGCAGUUUCACCCACCGCAUGGGUCUAUUCGGCCACAUGCGCAUCCAUGAGAGCGGCAUUGACCGCAGCCUUGACACACCCACAACGCUAGGCCCCACUUCCAGUUCAUCACCUUGCGCACCCACCAACCUCUCCGCAACCGCCGUCGAUGCCACCGACUUUUCCACCCCUCACUCCUCCCCUUCCUACUCCUCUUCCUCCUUCACUGCCACAACGACGGCCGCCUCGGCGUCAGUAGCGCACGACUUCACCACAGCAGCACCUGAUACUACAACAGGCACAACCCCUGCAACCUCCAUCAUCAGACGUGAGGGCCAGGACUACAUCUGCCCUCACUGCGAUCGCAUCUUCACCUCACGCAUCGGCCUGGUCGGUCACUUGCGAAUCCAUCGCACAGAGACUGGCGAACCAGUGCCUGGAGCACCAACCUACACACACCGCACUCGCCUCCACUGCCCACACUGCCCUCGCACUUUCAGGCACCGCAUGGGUCUAUUCGGUCACAUGCGCAUCCACGACGACCUGCGGUAG
Molecule: messenger RNA, 1680 nt
Organism: Spirometra erinaceieuropaei
Lineage: Eukaryota; Metazoa; Platyhelminthes; Cestoda; Diphyllobothriidea; Diphyllobothriidae
Source: the annotation of a GenBank genome assembly